Molecule: messenger RNA, 6645 nt
Organism: Nycticebus coucang (slow loris)
Lineage: Eukaryota; Metazoa; Chordata; Mammalia; Primates; Lorisidae
Gene: SLITRK2
Product: SLIT and NTRK like family member 2
Exons: 2
Coding region: 3251-5788 (845 amino acids)
Biological process (GO): regulation of presynapse assembly; positive regulation of synapse assembly; axonogenesis
Cellular component (GO): membrane; glutamatergic synapse
Molecular function (GO): protein binding
Source: RefSeq, a predicted model, not a curated record
UUAAGCCUCCCUCUCCUCAGCGAGGAAGGGGAGCAUUUUCCCUAUUUUAAUGUCCGCCUCUGCCUCCCUUGGGUUCUCAGUUCAUCGUCAAUCUUAUCGCCACCUUGAAAGCCUGCUCUCCCUAGCGGGGUGUUACAGCAGUUAUUCCAGAAAUGCCAGGCCAAAGGAAACUUACUUUUUAAAUAACUGUUUUGCAAAGCGGCUGUGGACACUCAGGAACAGGCAGGAGAUGAAGGGUCAACCAACUGGUGUAGGAAGCUAACCAGGGAAGGAUGAAGACCUGCCAUGCCACCUCAGGGGUCCUGCUAGCUUAUCUUGCAUUUCCUUGAUUCUCUAAGUGCCAAGAAUUUCAAGAGCCUACAAAUCCCCCCCACUUCCUUGCCCUGUGAAAUUCCUAGCAAAAUAAUCUAGCCUCAAGUAUUGACAACAUCAGUAUCUUGAAGGAAAUCAUUGUAUUUGCCAAUGAAAAGUAAUAUUCUACUUUCAAAUACAAUUUUCUAAUUAUUUCUUGAUCUUAAGCAAGUCAGCAUUUCCCCUGGUUGAAAAACGUCCUCGUGUAAAAUGAACCUGUUUUCUGAAGUCUUGUCCCCUGUCACAUUGACUUCUAGUCAAUGAAAAAUUAACCUAAUUAAUAAAUGUUCAUUGAAUGAAAAAAUCUUCUCUCUCUAGGAACUAUGUACUUUUAAUAUUUGGAAAUAUCCUAUCAAAGGGUGUUAGGAUAGGAAGGCUAAUUAUGUUGGGAAUUGCAUCAGUCUGCUUGCAUCUAAUGAAACAAUUGCAAUAGAAAAUGUAAGGCCAAUCAAAGGGCGGCCCCUCUCCCAACACCCCCUCAUCUCAAGGUUGCCCUAUGGCAUAGAAAAGGACAAUUUGAGUCUUGAGGAGGAAAGGAUUUUGCUAAAGGCCAAACAAGAAUUACAGGGGGAAAAAGGGAUCCUGAUGCCUGCCUGGUCCAAGGCUUUUCUCGGAAGGAGAAGGUGUGGAGGUUGAGGGAGAAAGCCUGAGAAAAAUCCACUAGGAAUCAUCAGAGCCACAGGUUGCCUUAGUGUCUGAGUUUACAAACUGCCUUCAGCCCUUCUUGGAGAGGAACAAGCUUGUAUAAGCUGAACUGUCCUAGGACAGGGCUUAACAUGGGAGGGGGUGCUUUCUGUACGCGGAUGGCUUUUUUUUUUUGGCCUGUGUAGUUGUCUAUUAUUCUACAUUUGACCAGAUGAUGGGACCCUGUGCUGACCCUCUCUACAGCAGGUCUGAACUGAAGGGAAAAACGAAUUGAAGUGUUUUUAAUCUGUGGAACAGGCACAUAGUUUGAUCAUUCCCACUUUACUUUAUUUCCUCCUUUUCCUAACCCAUUACCCCCUUACCACCAGAGGCAUUCCCAGGCCUUACAGGCAACACAAAUAAUAUUCACAAUUUGCAAACAGACUCAAAACUGGGAGACUCCUGAGUCUGGGGGAGGGAGCUGUAAGAAAAUUAAGGUGAAAAGAGAUAAUGAAGACAAAAACCCAAUUCCUGGCCAUUAGUAUUACCCUAAAAUGGUUUUUUAAACUAAAAUUGAAUCCUAGAGCUGAGAGGGCCCACCCAGUCUACCCCUUUUUGCAAACAGAGACAGGAAUACCCCCAAACUAGUGACAUAUCUAGCAAGAGAGCCAGACCAGAAUCCAGGUGACGUGGGUCCCUAUCCAGAACUCCUUUUCCCUGGCCUGUGUUUCUCAAGAGCCAGACUUCCUUCACUGCCUUUCUCUGUUUGCUAGCUCCUCUUCCCCUAUGCCUGGAGGACUCAACCACCCGUCCCUGGGCUCCCACUCCCAGCUGAGGCUCAGCCUGGCAGUGCUUUUCUGACACCCACUUCUCUCCUUCCUCCAGUACACGUUUAAACCUCAUUAUCUGGCUAAGUAUAAACCUCAAGGGGAGAAGGGUUUUUGUUUUCGUUUAUCUCAAUCUAUAAGCUAAAGUCGAGCUGGCUGUCAGAAUCCAGACAAAUAUCUGUUUGGCCGGUCAGCACCCAGCAAGUAAUUCUCUCAGCACUGAACCAAAGUUCUGUAUGUAAAGCAUAAAUCCCCCAAGAGAACUCAUUGCCCUCCUACACAGACACACUGGUGCACGCACACAUACCCCACUCUCUGCACCAAGAACAUUCUAGCUAGGAGCUGGCAAGCGGACACCAGUCCCGUAGCAAAAAGACACACCACACACACACACACAAACACACUCUCACAGCUCUUCCUGGAAGAGUCUGGACCCCUCCUUGGGAAUCUGGGAUAAGACCUCCCAAGAAUGGGCAGGUAAUUGUUCCACACGCAGUGUGUAUGAGUGGAAGAGACAAGUGAGAGAGGCCCAGGAGUCUGGGCGGUGGCAGCACCUUAGUGGGUCCCCUCCUUGAGAAACCCCUCUGCUGAAGCCUCUCCAGCCACCAGCCAGUUUGGAGGUGGAGUAGUUCAGAACCAACUGACGCAGCCCGGAAUUGAGCUUUGCAAAACCACUUGCAGGGAAGGGAAGCGUCUGCCCCACCCUCCCCCACCACGCGCUCUCAAUCCUCUGCCUGCCCCCUCCCCCGUGACGUCACCCUAGCCCUGUCCCAGGGAGCCUGCAAAGCCUCUCAAAUUCAAACUGCUAGACGCACUGCUGCCGCCGCCACCAGAUUGGAAACGCUCUUCCAGGCUCCGCCGUCUCAGCCGCCAGCCGACCUGGCUGGCCAGUUCCCCGACCUCCCUGCGCAAUCGCACCCUGAAUCCCUGGCGGCACAGCUUUCCUCUGCUCCAAACCUCCUCUUCCUUUCCUGCCGCCUGCUGGAUUUUUUAUUUCUGCGCACCCCCCCAACCGAAUUAAAUCAAGCAACAAAAAGCAGGGUGUCCUCCCUGGAAGCGGCGUCUUCUUUUACCUUGCUCUCCCUCUCUUCCUGAAGAUGCUAAACUCCUGGCGGACUGCAGAGGAGGGGGGUCCCGUCUUCUCCUGAUGUGUGAGUACCGCCCACCCUGCGCUGUCUUUGCCAUCUCCACCCCCGCAGCCAACCCCCUGAUUCCUGAUUUUCCCACCCCCUUUUUGCGCAGUUUUUAAAAAAAGUAAAGCAAUUUCUGCUGUGAGCCCAAGACGGGCAAGACACCAGAGAGGUCUCUUCAAGAUACCCCAGGGGAGGAGGAGAUGGGCUGGAUUUAGUAGAACAACUCCUUUACUAAUGACUCCGCGGCUAGCUGCUCCCCGCCGGGAAAUCAGGUUUGCCUGUAGGUACCUGAGCUGACACCGAAGGUGCCUAAAGAUGCUGAGCAGCGUUUGGUUCCUCAGUGUGUUAACCGUGGCCGGGAUCUUACAGACGGAGAGUCGCAAAACUGCCAAAGACAUUUGCAAGAUCCGCUGCCUGUGUGAAGAGAAGGAAAACGUACUGAAUAUUAACUGUGAAAACAAAGGAUUUACAACUGUCAGCCUGCUUCAGCCCCCCCAGUAUCGAAUCUAUCAGCUUUUUCUCAAUGGAAACCUCUUGACAAGACUAUAUCCGAACGAAUUUGUUAAUUACUCCAACGCUGUGACUCUGCACCUGGGUAACAACGGGCUGCAAGAGAUCCGAACCGGGGCAUUCAGUGGCCUGAAAACUCUCAAGAGAUUGCACCUCAACAACAACAAGCUAGAGGUAUUGAGGGAGGACACCUUCCUGGGCCUGGAUAACCUGGAGUACCUCCAGGCGGACUACAAUUAUAUCAGUGCCAUUGAGGCAGGGGCAUUCAGCAAACUUAAUAAGCUCAAAGUACUCAUCCUAAAUGACAACCUUCUGCUAUCGCUGCCCAGCAAUGUGUUUCGCUUUGUCUUGCUGACCCACUUAGACCUGAGGGGAAAUAGGCUGAAAGUCAUGCCUUUUGCUGGAGUCCUUGAACAUAUCGGAGGAAUCAUGGAGAUUCAACUGGAGGAAAACCCGUGGAAUUGCACUUGUGACUUACUUCCUCUCAAAGCUUGGCUGGACACCAUAACUGUUUUCGUGGGAGAGAUUGUCUGUGAAACUCCCUUUAGACUGCAUGGGAAAGAUGUGACCCAACUGACCAGGCAAGACCUCUGUCCCAGAAAAAGUGCCAGUGACUCCAGCCAGAGAGGCAGCCAUGUUGACACACAUGUCCAAAGGCUGUCACCUACAAUGAAUCCUGCUCUCAACCCAACAAGGGCUCCAAAAGCCAGCCGGCCUCCCAAAAUGAGAAAUCGUCCAACUCCCAGAGUGACUGUGUCAAAGGACAGACAGAGUUUUGGACCGAUCAUGGUGUACCAGACCAAGUCCCCUGUGCCCCUCACCUGCCCCAGUAGCUGUAUCUGCACCUCUCAGAGCUCAGACAAUGGUCUAAACGUAAACUGCCAAGAAAGGAAGUUCACUAAUAUCUCUGACCUGCAGCCCAAACCUACCAGUCCAAAGAAACUCUACCUAACAGGGAACUAUCUUCAAACUGUCUAUAAGAAUGACCUUUUAGAAUAUAGUUCUUUGGAUUUGUUGCAUUUAGGGAACAACAGGAUUGCAGUCAUCCAGGAAGGUGCCUUUACAAACCUGACCAGUUUACGCAGACUUUAUCUGAAUGGCAAUUACCUUGAAGUGCUGUAUCCUUCUAUGUUUGAUGGACUGCAGAGCUUGCAAUAUCUCUAUUUAGAGUAUAAUGUCAUUAAGGAAAUUAAGCCACUGACCUUUGAUGCUUUGAUUAACCUUCAGCUACUGUUUCUGAAUAACAACCUACUGCGGUCCUUACCUGAUAAUAUAUUUGGGGGCACAGCUCUCACAAGGCUGAAUCUGAGAAACAACCAUUUUUCUCACCUGCCUGUGAAAGGAGUGCUAGAUCAGCUUCCAGCUUUUAUCCAGAUAGAUCUGCAAGAGAACCCAUGGGACUGUACCUGUGACAUCAUGGGGCUAAAGGACUGGACAGAACAUGCCAAUUCCCCUGUCAUCAUCAAUGAAGUGACGUGUGAGUCUCCUGCUAAGCAUGCAGGGGAGAUACUGAAGUUUCUGGGGAGGGAUGCUAUUUGUCCAGACAGUCCAAACCUGUCAGAUGGAUCCAUCUUAUCAAUGAAUCAUAACACAGACACUCCUCGGUCACUUAGUGUGUCUCCUAGUUCCUAUCCUGAACUACACACUGAAGUUCCACUUUCUGUCUUAAUUUUGGGAUUGCUUGUUGUUUUCAUCUUAUCUGUCUGCUUUGGGGCCGGUUUAUUCGUCUUUGUCCUGAAACGCCGAAAGGGAGUGCCAAGUGUUCCCAGGAGUGCCAACAACCUGGACGUAAGUUCUUUUCAGUUACAGUAUGGGUCUUAUAACACUGAGACUCACGAUAAAGCAGAUGGCCAUGUCUAUAACUAUAUACCCCCACCUGUGGGUCAAAUGUGCCAAAACCCCAUCUACAUGCAGAAGGAAGGAGACCCAGUAGCUUAUUACCGAAACCUGCAAGAGUUUAGCUACAGUAACCUGGAGGAGAAAAAAGAAGAGCCAGCCACACUUGCUUACACAAUAAGUGCCAAUGAGUUGCUAGAAAAGCAGGCCACACCAAGAGAGCCCGAGCUGCUGUAUCAAAAUAUUGCUGAGAGAAUCAAGGAACUCCCCAGUGCAGGGCUUGUACACUAUAACUUUUGUACCCUACCUAAAAGGCAGUUCGCCCCUUCAUAUGAAUCUCGACGCCAAAACCAAGACAGAAUCAAUAAAACCGUUUUGUAUGGAACUCCCAGGAAAUGCUUUGUGGGGCAGUCAAAACCUGACCACCCUUUACUGCAAGCAAAGCCGCAAUCAGAACCAGACUACCUCGAAGUUCUGGAAAAACAAACUGCAAUCAGUCAGCUGUAAAGGGAAAUCAUUUACAACCCUAUGGAAUCAAAGGAUGCUGCUCCAAACUGCUGGAAGCACUGCAUUUGCUUUUUGUGUUUGUUUGUGUUCUCCUUUUCCCAGCAUUAAUGAGGGACUCUGGAAAUAUUUGGGAGAUGGGGUGAGGCAAUGAUAUUGCUUUUGCAAGUUUUCCUUUAAAUUAUUUCUCUCUUGCUCUCCUCCCCUGUUUUGUUCCCUCUCUUCUUAAGAACCACCAGUGAACAUGAAUGUUUCUACAAUGCAGUUUUCCUGUAUUUUGUUUGUGGUUUUGUUUCAAAACCAUCUUGUUUUUCUAUUGGGGGAGUGGAAAGAGGAGAUUGUAGUGAAUUAAGAAAGACUAGGCAAACUUUUCAAAUCAAAAUGGAUAUUGUGUAUUUUGUAGAAGAUCUCCAAAGAUCUUUUGGGACUAUAACUUCUUUUGUAAAUAAUGAUAUAUGGUAUUUCCAUACUCAGUUACCAAGUAUAGCCACUGGGCAUCACUUCUUUGUGUUAAAGUGCCUUCGCACUUUAAGUACAUUACUUAAAUGUUGCUUUUAGCUUUGAUAAAUUGAACAUAUUUUAAUGUGUUGUAUUUUUGAAAUUGAAAACAAUAUAAAAUAGAUAGAUGUUUCAGCUAUACUGAGUCAACAUACAGUUUGCUUGAAUUAUAGAAACCAGCCUGUCAUUAAAUGAUUCUAGUUCUAGGACUUUGUAGACUUAACUGUAAAAUAUUUCCUUUCCUCUGAGUUUGUUCUAAGUGAUUUUAUUUAAGUAAACUAAGGGGGUUUAACGAGGGACUAGAGGUAAUAAUCCGCCUCAGUCGGGAUUAAUAAUUCAUUAAUAAAAUAUAUUUAACCCAA